GGCAUGGGUGCUACUAUCGCAUUCUUCGAUCGUUGAAUACGAGUUCAAAUAGUAGCAUAAGCUCAGACCGACCGCAAGUUAAUGAAUGAAUUUCUCCACGGAAUACUCAAUCUAUGCACCAUGUCUUUGGAGCUAUCAAAUUUAUACAGUGGUAAAGGUGUGACGACAGGGUUCAGAAUGCAGUAUUUUACAUCUGCAUUAGUAAGAUUCACACCUUGGCAGCUUUCAGCUUACUGGGGUGGAAUCCUGAUAAAUAAAUUGAUCAUCGGCCCACAGAGAUGCUCACCAAGUAUCAAUAAUUAGAGGUCUUCUCAGGAAAAAUGGCAAGUUCUGGCAAUGAUUAUUCGUACGAGCCUCUACGUGGCCCACGUCGAGCAGAAACAUUGCCCGUUCGGUUUGAUGAAAACCUCACACAAAUACCAGAAAUUGGUGUUCACCGACGGCGCGAUCGAGAACAGCGCCAUGUUGCUGGGAUACCUCCUCCGCGAGGUGUCAUAGAUGAUGACAAUGAUCAGUACAAUUUCUAUGAUGAUUAUCGGACAACCAGACAACCCUACCGCACGGUUUCUCCAGGUCCACCACCACCACCGCCGAGAAUCGCACAGAGCCGUCCUAGAAGCCCGUCUAUCCAAUCCACGACAUCUAUCGAUCGUCGUAGAGACCGUGAAUAUGUUCAACCUGACUACUAUACGGCCUACCAGCCAACAUCAACAUCGCAUCGCAGAUCAGUCCCUCCUCCUGAAGUCUUUAAAGAAAGAAUUGGCGACGACUAUCACUUAGACAGAGCGACUACGAGAGAAUCACCUUACUACACUCGUCGUACAAGGUCGCGAAGUAGACGACAUUCUAGAUCCAGGUCUCGCACUCGCACUCGACAUCGAUACACUAGGUCCCGUAGUUCAAGUUAUGACAGAGUGCCUAAUCAUUAUAGCUAUGAUGUAAAAUAUGGAGUUCCUGAGACUAGGACCGCGGAAAUUGAUUUUGGACUAUCUAUGCCCGAGCCUGAGACUUAUUCUUUCAGGCUUUCGCGUCAUAAUAAAGAUUCUCUGCCAUUGGAAAAUAUCGAUGGCUCAAACUCAGGAUAUUCCGCAAAAGAAAAUCCAUUGCGCCCAUUGCAACCGCAUAAAGGUUUGACUAUGAAACGCCCUGAAGUUGACAGGAUACUGCGAUCUCAUUAUACUGGCGAUGGUAUCAUGGGAGGAAUGCAUUCUGUUGAGUUCACCGUAGCUCCUGGCCAAGCAGCAUCUGCCGGGAGAUCUCCUGUACCACUUUUCAAUUGGGUGUAAGUGACUUAAUACAUUUCUUAUCUUACAAUACUAACUAAAUUCCAAAGUCGAUUUGAGGAUGCGUCUAUGGACUUCGAUAGCUUCCUGGUAUGUUUGUUCAAUGAGGACAAAGGUACUUCUUGAUAGCUGAUGAUUUUAUCAGAAUGGCAUACUGAAUCUUGACGGACUGAAAGAAGGCGAAAGAAUUGGAAUCUCUAAAUUACUAGACCGCGUGAAAAGAAGGUAUGACAAAACAUUGCAGAUUUCUGGCCGCGCAAAAGUCAAGCGUAUGAUUCCAAAGCUUUUACAAGAACCACUCCGAGAUGAAAUUCCCUCCGCGUCAUCUAAAGCAAGAAAACUUACAUGGAUUUGUCUACCGUAUUUUUGUCUCCAAAAAUAUGCUCCGUCAAAUGUGCAGCCGUCAUCACACCCCCCACUUACUUUGCUGCAAACGCGCCAAUCUAUGACACCAAAAGAGCGGGAUUUGAGACAGGCCGUAUGCCAUCUCUCAGACACGCCAGCGGGAUCUUGCUUCCAUAUUGGACAAGCUUGGUUUCUCAUCCUAGACGAUUGUAUGUAGAGCCGCCAAUCAUCUUUGUAACAUAGAAAGCUGACUUCCUCUUAGCUUCUAUUAUUUCAUGCGCCGGGUUAUCUGCACUACAAUUGAACAAAGAAUCUAUUUCAAUCCUUCCAUAUCGGAACGAUAACCCUGAUUCACUAAUACGAACGCUUCUCGUAUCAGAUUCAGGCUCUUCUUUGUGGUCAUUUCCCAUUGAAGAAUGUAGAACAUGGAUUGUGAGAAGCUCUGUUGCUUUUUACAACCUCCUUGUUAUAGUAGCUAAUAUCCUCUCAGGACUUUGUAAAACAUUUCUUCGAACUAUGGCCAAUUGGACUUGGAUUUGAGUUUUCGUAUGGUGGUAAGACCAUCACCUCAAAAGAUUGGCCAAAGAUAUUCAAGCAGGCGCAAAGCUCAAGAGUUUGUCUUGAAUUUAGAGCUAGGUAAGGGAACUGAGAUGUAAUAUGUUUGAAAGGUGGCUGAUACGUGCCAGUUGGAAAUCGAAAAAGCCUGCAGCUGGUAUUUUGAACUCACCGAGAGAAUCAGUCGUGGGAUUUAGUCAGAAUGGGAGCCAGAACUCUGAAAAAGAUGACCCUGAUACUUCUAUGGCAGGCAAAAAAGCAGUUUCGCAUGACUUCCACGUGUUCAAUUGGAUGAAUACACAAAUCGACAUGCCAAAUAGUGCAAGGACCGCAAAAGACUCGAAAGCCUCUAAUCUCGUCGCCGGCGUCAACGAAAUUUUACUACAUAGUGACCUACAGGAGAUCGAUGACUACCUUAUGCAAAAAACUAAUAUUAGCGAGCGACUUACGUACAGGGCUUGCCCAAGCCAUACAAGAAAGCAAUUUUAUGACAUUUUGCAUGAGGUUGAAAGUAAAAUUCAGGCUGACCAAUCACUUCGGGCAACAUACGAAUUACAAGUGGAACUCGCCAAUGCUGCAGAUACUCUAUUUGAGUUCUUUCUAUCACCACAAGAAUCAGGGCCUACCACUGAAAAGUAUUGGGGCCCACUAUAUGAGAUAAUCAUUGUGAGUCCAUCUUUUGUCAGUUAAGUCUGAGCUAAGCUAAUCAAUAGGCAAUGCUUCCGUAUGGUCUAAUCCAGUUGGAUGGGUCUUCAAAAAAGGAUGAUCUGAACACGGCGCCACACAUGCUUCCUGAAAGAGCUUGGAGUGUAGAUACAAGGGAUAUCAAGGACAUUGUGGAGUGGAUGGAGCUCAUAGGAAGACGAACGGAGCUAUUCAAGGAGCUCCUGUCUGAAGUACCAAUUGCGGCACGCUGCGAAAUCAAUAUCUCCGAAAAGUUACCUCGAGCAUGGUUACAUCUCCUCAUGGCCUUGGCUUUUACAAAAGACAUGGCGGGUCCAUGGCACACGCAUAUGAAUCUAUGUAUAGAGCUCAAGAACGAAGGCAUGAGGGAAACUAUCCAGAAUCUAUCGAGAUACCAACUUUCGGAUUACGUUGUUUUUUCCCCAUUCGAUUUGGCUUCCCUCAUAACUUCCCAGCUUUCACAAGAUUUGACUGGCUCAUGUCCAGAUAUUUGCGAGACCUACAUAGACUACAUGACAUCUCUAGUAUGUAUUUCAUGAUUAGCGAAUUGCAUACCAUCUAACAAUCCACAAGGAAUUUGAUAUCGAGGCAGAUCCAAUCAACCGAGAACACCAAGGUAAAAUCACUGAUCUCAAGCAAGAAAUUUCGGUUAUUCUAGAAACGCUAGAAAAUCAGAGAGAAGUCCUCAACGACGCUCAAUACGCUCAAUCGCGGCAGAAUAUUGAAAUUGACAAAGUGAACCGAGUUGUUCCCGCACCUAAAUACGAGUACAAGACAUCAACAUUUGUUGAACCUCGUACCACGAAUCACUCCGGUUAUGAGCGAACGGGCCAUUAUAAAGAAAAAUACGAAGAUUUGGAGGCUAAAAUCUCAGAUCCUGAAAUGAAUCGGUCACCUUCCAAUAAUCCCCGUGGAGUACAAGGACUCCUCUUUCGAGAAAGUCUAGCGCUCAUUGAAGAACGUAUCGAAGUAUUCCGGGAUAUCAACGAUCGUGCUAAUUACCUUGAGAAUUGGGUAAUACUCAUCUUUUUUCCUCAAAGUACCUCAUGUAUCAGAAAAUAUCACUAACAUAACGGACAUAGAACCUUCGCAGCAUUGAUACCAACAAAGAUAGACAAGAAACUGCCGUCUACGCCUUCACAAUCGUAACUAUUAUCUUCCUUCCCCUCAGCACCGUCGCAUCUAUCCUGGGCAUGAACACCAACGACGUACGCAACAUGGAUCUCACGCAGUGGAUUUUCUGGGUGAUUGCUAUUCCUCUCACAAUAAUUAUCAUAACUUUAGUAUUAAUAUGGUCUGAUGAAUGGUACAAUUUCUGGAGCGGAUUCAGUAAUCUCUGGGGAAAGAAAGCGAAAAUGAAACGUAAAUAUGUACGCCUACCUGAGGAAUAUCCGAGGAUUGAAGGGAGAAGCGGACUAGGAUUGAGUAUGGUGCCGCCGGCUAGAGUAAGUGAGAUUUACCCUGAGGCGAGGAGAUUAAGGAGGUCGCAUACAUUGUUUGGAGGUGGGGGGUACGGAAAGGAAGAUUAUUAGUGAGUUUUUGUACUUGGAUUUGUUUGUGAAUUUGGUUGGGUUAUGUAUACGUAUAUUUGGCCUUUCAUCUAGUUAGUAUAUGUUAUGUCAUCUUUUAUAUCUACUUGUUAUGUAUAUCUUACCAUCAAUUUUCAUCAAAAUUUCCAGUAUCAGACCUUCCGAGUUAUUUU
Messenger RNA from Sclerotinia trifoliorum, 4569 nucleotides. The record is from the annotation of a GenBank genome assembly. NCBI's taxonomy places the organism in Eukaryota, Fungi, Ascomycota, Leotiomycetes, Helotiales, Sclerotiniaceae.